AUGGCAUCCAAUGAAAAAAACGACAAGGAGGUGUCCCAUGUGGAGCACGGCCACGAAGACGAUCAUGUCAAAUCCGACGAUCUUGCAAGACAGGCGGCCGCAGCGGAACACCAGUAUACAUUCAUGCAAGCGAUUCGCAAAUACCCUAAAGCGGCAAUGUGGUCAGUCCUGCUUUCAACCUGCAUUAUCAUGGAGGGCUACGAUAUUGUUCUCAUGUCCUCCUUUUUCGCCCAACCAGCCUUUAAGAAACGCUACGGCUCGUAUAUAGCGAGCAGUGACAGCUACCAGAUCACUGCUUCCUGGCAGAAUGGCCUCAGCAAUGCAGUCUCUGUCGGCACCAUCGUGGGCGCCUUUGCCAAUGGGUAUUUCACACAUCGAUUUGGCUACCGCAAGGUGCUGCUGGCAAGCUUGGUUGCAAUCACAGCUUUCAUAUUCAUCCCCUUCUUUGCCACAAACUUACCUGUCCUCUUGGUGGGUGAACUUUUAUGCGGUAUUCCUUGGGGAGUUUUUGCAACCAUGGCACCUGCGUACGCGUCUGAAGUCUGUCCUCUCUCCCUGCGCGGUUAUCUUACUGUAUAUGUGAACCUAUGCUGGGCAAUUGGUCAGCUUAUCUCGGCCGGAGUGCAGUCAGGGUUUUCUGAAUACACAACGGAGUGGGGAUAUCGUAUACCCUUUGCUAUCCAGUGGGCGUGGCCUAUUCCGCUGUUCGUUAUCCUGCUGUUCGCUCCAGAGUCCCCCUGGUAUUUUGUCCGGCAAGGCAAUUAUGGAUCUGCGGAGCGAAGCAUGAUUCGUCUAGGCUUUGACGCAAAUGGUGGAGCGAAACAAGGUGUGGCGAUGAUGAUCCACACUAACGAGCUGGAGAAGCAAAUUGACGAAGGCACAAGUUACUGGGAUUGUUUCCGUGGUGUUGAUCGUCGCCGGACUGAGAUUGCCUGUAUGGCCUUCGCCGCCCAACCAUUCUGUGGCUCAGCUAUGGGUGGCACUCCAACCUACUUCUUCGAGCAGGCCGGCCUACCGUUGUCAAUCUCAUUCAAAAUGUCCGUGGGAGGUCUCGGACUCGCCUUUGUUGGCACUGUUGUCUCAUGGUAUCUUCUGCAUGCCUUCGGUCGUCGUAUUCUUUAUCUUUGGGGGUUGGGCCUUCUAACUAUCAUUUUGAUAGUAGUGGGCUUCGUCUCUGUAGGGGCCGGAGACUCAGUUGAGGGGAACUAUGCGCAAGCAACAAUGAUGCUUCUUUGGCUGCUUACUUACUACCUCACUGUUGGGCCAAUAUGCUAUGCGAUUAUCAGUGAGACCUCAUCUACGCGCCUACGAAACAAGUCUGUUUGUCUUGCUCGUAUUGUCUACUACAUCUCGCAGAUCAUCUGCAAUGUUAUCAAUCCAUAUAUGCUGAACCCUACAGCUGGAAAUUGGAAGGGCAAGACUGGGUUUUUCUGGGGUGGCUGCGCCUUGGCCUUUUUUGUUUGGACAUUCUUUAGGCUACCCGAGACGAAGGGUAGGACGUUCGAGGAGUUGGAUAUUCUAUUUGUGCGUAGGGUUGGCGCCAGGGACUUCUCCAAGUAUUGUGUGGAUGCAUACGCUGAGGAUAACGAGGCUGUCAUGUUGAAAGACUAA
Molecule: messenger RNA, 1611 nt
Organism: Penicillium malachiteum
Lineage: Eukaryota; Fungi; Ascomycota; Eurotiomycetes; Eurotiales; Aspergillaceae
Product: sugar transporter
Exons: 1
Coding region: 1-1611 (536 amino acids)
Biological process (GO): transmembrane transport; carbohydrate transport
Cellular component (GO): membrane
Molecular function (GO): carbohydrate:proton symporter activity
Source: RefSeq, a predicted model, not a curated record